Xenopus laevis (African clawed frog) is the source of this 6363-nucleotide messenger RNA. It is a transcript of the gene pcdh18.L, whose product is annotated as protocadherin 18 L homeolog. Gene Ontology annotation, cellular component: plasma membrane; membrane. Lineage: Eukaryota; Metazoa; Chordata; Amphibia; Anura; Pipidae. The transcript has 4 exons. Gene Ontology annotation, molecular function: calcium ion binding. Bases 1130 to 4576 code for a protein of 1148 amino acids. The record is from RefSeq and is a predicted model, not a curated record. Gene Ontology annotation, biological process: homophilic cell-cell adhesion; cell adhesion.
GAAAGGGGAGGGGGAGAAAGAGUGAAUCUGCUUUGGAUUUAAUGAAAUCUCAGUUCACUGUGGAAUAAGUGUGGUUUUUGUUUACUGCAAUGUAUUGAUUUCACACCUCAUUUUUCCUAUUAGAGGAUGUUGUGGCAGCUAUAUUUAUCACUUGGUGGCUGUGUACUUGGACAUGACCAGCCUGCUGCCCUCCAGAUGUAGUGGAUUGAAGUGUCAGCAGAGUUUCAAUCAAUAACAGCUGGGGGUUGCAUUUAGAGAACCCCAAGGCACUAUGAGUACUGGAGAAGACUCCUAUGACUCCAUGUGAUGGCACACAGUGUGAGUAUUGUACAGGACUGGGGAACAAAGGUGAUGGGGAGGGACACUGACUGUAAGUUCUGCAGUGCAGGGGUUCCAUUACAUGCAAUAACCAGAGCACAGAAAGGCUGCAGGGGUAACCCAGAAAUGAAUUCUUAACUGCCUGUUCCUUAUUAUUUCUACAUGGGGGAGGGGUGAGUAAAUGACUGCAAACCUGGCAGAUAUUUUUUUGGGGGAGGGGGAGGCAAUGUCCCGAUUUCAAGUUUUUCUUCUGCAAUUUGUAGCUUCUUUGUUAUGGCACGUUCUGGAAAAAAAGGAAAAGAGGAAAAAAAGUGAAUGCGGUGGGAGGAGCUGCCAUGUCUCUAGUCUCCCCCAGCACUUGAGUGACUUCACUGUCCUUUGAUUUGGAGCAGAGCUGAUUGGCUGGGAGCGCUGGAACACACGCAGAGCCCGGAGCUUUGUCUGAGUUGGAGUGAAGUUGUCCAGAUUUUAGGCUGGAGUCAGCAAUCGGGGCUGUUUAGUCUGCGGCAGAGCAGCGAGAGGAAAUACUGCGGAUUCAGCAAGACCCCUGCAAUCCAUGGAUACAAAUGUGCACGUGAACAAACUCCUAAUGUGACUCCAGUGUGUGCGCUCUGAGCUCAUGGCAUUUACUGGCUCCUCGGAUUCUGCUCCCAAUUGCCGACAAACUUUCCCCACUCCGUCGCUAAAUAUUGCACUGAUCGCAUAGAAUAGAUUUGAUUCUGCACUCCCCCCUUUAUCAGAUGCAGGCUGUGCUGGGGCUGCCCAGAGAAGUUGUGGCAUCUGCGCUUUGAUUUGCUUUAUUUGGGGGGAGAUGGAUCACUGCCGCUGCAGCUUCAUGUCAAUGGGCUGUGGGGGGAGCGGUACCGGGAAGCUGGCGCUGGUUUUGGCUCUGCUUCUGUCCCUGUGUCUGCUCGGAACCUGCAAGAAUUUAAAGUACAAGAUCUACGAGGAGCAGAUGGUCGGUACCGUGGUGGCCCGGCUGUCCGAGGAUGUGGCUGAUGUUCUGUCUAAAUUGCCCAACCCAAAUUCGGUUCGGUUCCGAGCCAUGCAACGAGGCAGCUCCCCUCUGCUCUCCGUGCGGGAGGAUAACGGCGAGAUCAGUAUCGGGGCUAAAAUCGACCGGGAACAACUGUGUCAGAAGAACUCCAACUGCUCCAUAGAGUUCGAUGUGAUCACCCUUCCCACGCAGCAUCUACAACUGUUCCACAUCGAGGUGCAAGUGCUGGACAUUAACGACAACGCGCCCCAGUUCUCCAGGGCUGUCAUCCCCAUUGAGAUCUCAGAGAGCGCAGCCGUGGGCACCAGAAUCCACCUGGACAGCGCCUCUGACCCUGAUGUGGGGGACAACUCCCUCUUUACCUAUUCACUAUCCCCCAACUCCUACUUCAGCAUCGAGGUGAAGACCAGGACAGAUGGAGCUAAGUACGCGGAACUGGUGGUGAUCCGGGAUCUGGACAGGGAACUGCAGUCCGGUUAUGAGCUGCAGCUGACAGCCUAUGAUAACGGGGUGCCUCAGAGGUACGGCUCAUCACUGCUCAAAAUCAGCAUCUCCGACUCCAAUGAUAACAGCCCGGUGUUUGAGAAACCCUCCCACAUCGUCCAGUUACCCGAGAAUUCACCCGUGGGAACCCUACUCAUCGACCUCAAUGCCACCGACCCAGACGAGGGCGCUAAUGGGAAAGUGGUCUAUUCUUUCAGCAGCCACGUGUCCCCCAAAAUCACUGAAACUUUCAAGAUCGACCCUGAAAGCGGCCAACUGACUCUCAUCAAGCCGGUGGACUAUGAAACGACCAAAUCGUACGAAAUCGAUGUGCAGGCCCAGGACAUGGGUCCCAACUCUAUCCCAGCCCACUGCAAAAUUAUCAUCAAUGUAGUCGAUGUGAAUGAUAACAAACCCGAAAUCAACAUUAAUCUGAUGUCCACGGGCAAGGAGAUUGCCUACAUCUCAGAGGGGGCCCCCCUGGACACCUUUGUGGCCUUGGUUAGGGUUCAAGACAAAGAUUCUGGACUCAAUGGGGAGAUAGUGGUCAGGCUUCAUGGCCACGGACAGUUCAAGCUACAAAAGACUUACGAAAAUAAUUAUUUGAUUUUGACCAAUUCAACCCUGGAUCGAGAAAAAAGGUCCGAGUACAGCCUGACAGUCAUAGCAGAGGACAGGGGGGCCCCAAGUCUUUCAACUGUCAAGCAUUUCGCUGUACAAAUAAUUGACGAAAAUGAUAACCCACCCCGCUUCCCAACCUACAGAUAUGAAAUUGUCAUUGUGGAGAACAACUCUCCUGGAGCCCACAUUACUUCUGUUAGGGCCACAGAUCCAGAUCAAGCAGAAAAUGGCCAAGUAACCUACACCAUCCUGGAAAGCUCUGUUCAGGGUAGUUCUAUUACAACCUAUGUUACUAUUGAUCCAUCUAAUGGGGCCUUAUAUGCCCUUAGAGCCUUUGACCAUGAAGAAGUGAACCAAAUAGUGUUUGUAGUGCAGGCAAGGGAUGGUGGAAUCCCCCAACUUGUUACCAAUGCCACUGUGAUACUUACUGUUGUAGAUGAAAACGACAAUGCCCCGGUGAUUGUUGUCCCUGUCCUGAAUAACAGCACAGCCGACAUUACAAUCCCCAGAGAUGCAGAAAUUGGCUAUUUAGUAACCACCAUCAAGGCCACAGAUAGGGACUCAGGAAUGAACUCAGAACUGGACUGCUCUAUUACAGCGGGCAAUGAGCACAAUAUCUUUAUUAUGGACCCCAGAUCGUGUGAGAUAUACACCAACAUGAGCAUGGACAUUUUCCCUAAUCAGUUUCUGGAUCUUCACAUCUCAGUGCAGGACAGGGGAAACCCACCCCGGACUACCAAAGCACAUCUUAGAUUCAACAUCAUGGACCUGAUAGAGAUUGCUGAAGGAACUCAGGAACCCUACGUAAAGCAAAGCUCCAUGGACAUGUCCAUGAUUAUCAUUAUCUCUCUGGGGGCUAUAUGUGCUGUUCUCUUGGUCAUCAUGGUUAUCUUUGCUACUAGAUGCAACCGCGAAAAGAAGGACAAUAGAUCUUACAACUGCAGAGUGGCAGAGUCAACUUAUCAGAACCAUCCUAAAAGACCAUCCAGACAGAUCCACAAAGGGGACAUUGCUUUAGUUCCUACUAUGAAUGGGACACUGCCUAUCAGAUCGCAUCACAGGUCCUCUCCUUCUCCAUCUCCAACUCUAGAACGUGGGCAGAUGAGUAGCAGGCAGAGCCAACACAGUCGCCAGUCACUGAGCAGCUUAAUGACAAUAUCUUCUAAUCAUGUACCAGAAAACUUCUCCCUGGAGUUAACUCAUGCUACCCCAGCUGUGGAGGUAUCCCAGCUACUUUCCAUGCUUCACCAGGGCCAGUACCAGCCAAGGCCAAGCUUUCGAGGAAACAAAUAUUCCAGGAGUUACAGAUAUGCCCUUCAGGACAUGGAUAAAUUUAGCCUGAAAGACAGUGGUCGUGGAGAUAGUGAAGCUGGAGACAGCGAUUAUGAUUUGGGCAGAGAUUCGCCUAUUGACAGACUUCUGGGAGAAGGAUUUAGCGAACUCUUUUUAUUGGAUGGACACAGAAUCCCUUCAGCUAUGAGGCUCUGCACAGAUGAAUGCCGAGUUCUAGGACACUCUGAUCAGUGCUGGAUGCCCCCACUACCCUCUCCAUCAUCUGAUUACAGAAGCAACAUGUUCAUUCCAGGAGAGGAGCUCCAGUCCCAGCAGCAACAGCCGCACAAUCAGCAACUGAUUCAAGCUCAGACCCCUCUGGCUGAAGAUGAUAUGCUUCCCGUUGAGUCCACUGAGAAAAAAAAGAGCUUUUCAACCUUUGGUAAGGAGACUCAGGAAGAAGAGUCGGCAGACGCCUGCACGUCAUCCCUUCUCAGUGAGAUGAGCAGUGUUUUCCAACGUCUGCUGCCUCCAUCUCUGGAUAACUAUACUGAAUGCAAUGAAGUUGACCGCACAAACUCCUUAGAACGUAGGAAAGGACAAGUCCCAGCUAAGGCUGUAAGUUACCCUCAAGGUGUGGCAACAUGGGCAGCGAACACUCAUUUCCAAAACCCCAACAAUGUUGGCACUUCACUAAGUAACCAUUCAGGCGCACAGCCGUCUUCUAAGUGGCUUCCAGCAAUGGAAGAAAUCCCAGAGAAUUAUGAAGAAGAUGAUUUUGACAAUGUACUUAACCAUCUGAACGAUGGGAAACAUGAACUGAUGGACGCUAGUGAACUGGUGGCAGAGAUUAAUAAACUGCUACAAGAUGUAAGGCAAACCUAGGUGUUUACCAGGCUUAAUUUUUUUUUUCCAAUAUUUUUGGGAAUCUGAAACAAACACAAUCUUACUGAGAACUGGUUGCAUUUAUAAAAAAAUGUGUUGGUGCAUGUCAAAUACUGAGAAUCAUCAUUUUCAGAUGUGCACCAAACACGUGUGACUAUCUCUAUCUGUAUUUUAGAAAUACAUUUGUACCUUAUAUUUAUGUGUUAUUUAAAAAGAAAUAAAUUCUAUUUUUGUAUUUCGUACGGCAUGUUUUGCUACGUUGUUAAAACUUUGGACUGUUUGAUAAAAGAUACACUGGUGCCGUGACCAGUAGGACAACUAAAACAUAAAGGAUCUUUUUUUCCUUUUUGGCUUCUUAAAUGAAUAUUUACAGUACCACAAAUGUUGCUCUUUUAUAAAAGAGUAUAAUGUGACAUUUCUAAUCCGUCUCUUGUUAGAACUGAAGCUAUGUUAAAUUGCAUGCAAUGUUUUACAGCACAUUGGAGGGGAAGAAUUUUGCUUUUUCUAUGCGCUGUUCAAGAUGAAUUUACUCAAAUGUGCCUAUGCAGUGGCAAAAAGAUCAGGGAAUUUCCAUUCCAGUAACCUGCAAAAAAAACAGCAUCGGUAAUAUCCAAAGCUCUCAAUCAAAGUCAUAGAAACUUUUGCAUAGGUUGGGCACAAUGGUCCUGCGAUAGAUGGAAGAUGCUGAGAUUUGUAGCUUAGCAACAGUUUGUAUCAUGCAGGCUGCAAAUCCCCACAGUGCACAGACAUGACUCAGUUUAUUUAAUUGCAAUAAGAUAUGAUUGUACAUUUUUACGGUAUAUAAUAUAAUUCACAAUUAAAUACACAUGAAAACCAUUCCUCUCCCUCCCUCCCUCCCUCCCUCCCUCCCUCCCUCCCUCCCUCCCUCCCUCCCUCCCUUCCUUCCUUGCUUCCUUCCUCUGUUCCUUCCUCCCUCCCUCCCUUCCCUCCUUCCUCCCUGCCUUCCUUCCUUCCUUCCUUCGUCCCUCCCCCCCUUGAGAACAGGGUAGCAUUUAGUUCAAGUGGACUGCUGUCAUGAGAUAAGUGAUAGUACAACACACCACAAGGUGCUCAGUUAGGGCAGCUAUAGCUGGAGAUCAUUAUCUCAUGACAUGGACACAGCACUUGGGCUUGUUUACUAACACUGGGUACAUCUGUCCAAUGCAAUAAUUCAUAGAAACCAAUCAGCAAUUAGCCUUGGUGAGUCUACUUCAUGUAAAAUACUGUAAGCAAAUUUCUGAUUGGUUAUUAUGGUUUACUGAACUAGGGUGAAUUGGCCCAGUGUUGGCAAAUUAAUCCCACCUAGUCGCCCAUGACUCUGCUUAAUUAGAAAUAUUUGACAAUUACUCAUAAGUUCAGUUUGUCCUUCAUUUCAAGCUAAGGCCCCAUGUUUAUUAUAGUACUUAUGUAUAAAUUAAAACAGCUGUGUUUUAAGGAGCUAAAUCAGGGAUGCCUAUCCUGUGGCCCCAGAAGUUCAAUUUCUCAGAGUUGAAAUUUCUGGGCUAAAGCACUUUUUGAUUCCUGCAAACAGGCAAUAAAGAUAAGCAGUUAGUUAUAUCACCCUUCACAAGUCUAGCCCACGUUGUAUUUGAAUAUCAUUAUUGGUAUUAUUUCUUAUGAAUGCAAGUUGUGUUAUAUUUGACCUUUCUUUUAAGUGCAAACUGAACAUACAAAUUGUUCCAUAAAGACAAAUACCAUUCAUUUAAUCCUUUUUUUAUACUGAUCAAACACCUGUAGAUAUGACUGCCACUUGUUUCACACCGACAAUAAAGUCUUGGAUGUACCUA